Parathielavia appendiculata is the source of this 537-nucleotide messenger RNA. RefSeq lists its product as uncharacterized. NCBI's taxonomy places the organism in Eukaryota, Fungi, Ascomycota, Sordariomycetes, Sordariales, Chaetomiaceae. The coding region runs from base 1 to 537 and encodes 178 amino acids. Gene Ontology annotation, molecular function: nucleic acid binding. The record is from RefSeq and is a predicted model, not a curated record. The transcript has 5 exons.
AUGGUUUGCUACGAUCCUGCUACCCGCGCGCAAGCGGUUGCUCUAAAGCUAGUUGCGAAUAGCCAGAUUGAAGCAAUCACCGGAUUGAACCCCCGAACUAUCAAAAGCUUCCCCGCCCUCGUCCUCGAGAAACACGUCUGCGAUGCGCCGAAGUCUGGCCGUCCCUCAAAGCAAGGCGCUAAGAAGGAUGCGGUUCUCGAGAAGGUUCGCCAGGACUGGUUUGGUCAGCUAGGCAAUACCAUCUCACCGAUGACUGUCUGGCGUAUCCUCCGCGCCGCUGGGAUGAAGAAGACAAAGCCAGCUCAUUGGAAGCGAGUGAUCUGGUCCGACGAGACAUCUGUGGUUAUGAAUCACCGCCGUGGUGGCUACCGCGUCUGGAGAACCCCUGAGGAGAAGUUCUUCUGGGGCUGUUUCUCAUACGACUCAAAGGGGCCAUGUCACAUCUGGCAUCCAGAGACCCCGCAAGAGAGGAAGGCAGCGCAGAAGGACCUUGAGGAGCUGAAUGCGAAGCUGGAACCUAUCCCCCACGAGCAGUGA